UAGCCACUCUCCUUCUCCACCUUUUCUUCUGCAAGAAUAGCAUCUGCUUCCCCCAGAUACACCAGCAAACAGCCCUAAUCCUGCUUUACCACACUCAACCAUCUGCCGUUGUCCUGGGGCUGGGGAGCAGAAACAGAACCCUUGGGGAAGUUCUGGAUUGACCAUCAGCAGAAAUCUAUUUCCCAAACUAUUCCUCAAGGCCACUGGACUUGCAGCAACUUCUGUAAUUUCUUACCCUUUCUCUAACACCUGUCACCCUACUUACCCCCCGCCCCCCAUUAAGAACUAACAAGAUAUCCACUGGCUUCAGCUGGCAUCCGUGGAGAGCGAAGCACUUCUAAAGGUCAAAUUCCACUGACCUGAGAGAGGCUGGCGCUUUGGCAGGACCAAGGUACCGCGUGAGGGAAAACCGAAACACAGAAAGGGCGCCGGCGGAGCUAGACAAUUCCUGAGAUCUCUCAGCAGGAAGAGAGCCCAGGACGCCCUUCAUCCUCUGCAAACCGACAGGGUACGAGGCCGAUCCCCGCCCCCAAGGCCGUCGGAUCACCAGCUCCCGCCGCAGGCGCCCAGCCCACCUAGGGAGCCCGCGGGCGCGGCGCCCCGCCCCGCCCACCUACCUGUGCGCCUGCGCCCCCGCGCUCCCAAGGUCAGCCCCGCCCCCCGCCCUCGCCUCGCACCCACGGAAGUAGCUUCGGAGGACGCCUUGCGUCUCCUCGUCUACUGCGUGGCGUGGGGUCGCCGGCGGUCAGGAGAGGGAGGGACUUCCUGUCCCGCGCGGGCAGGACUUCCGGCAGAGCCGGAAGACCUCUUCCCUCGCGCUUUGGAGAGAUCCGACCUGCAGGACCUGGAGGGGAGGUUCGGGACGCUGCCGGCGACUCUAGCGUGUCCGUCUCACGACCUGUUCGUGGCGUUAUGGGUGUGAUAGGUAUACAGCUGGUUGUUACCAUGGUGAUGGCCAGUGUCAUGCAGAAGAUUAUACCUCACUAUUCUCUUGCUCGUUGGCUACUCUGUAAUGGCAGUUUGAGGUGGUAUCAACAUCCUUCAGAAGAAGAACUGAGAAUCCUUGCAGGGAAGCAGCAGAAAGGAAAGAGUAAAAAAGACAGAAAAUAUAAUGGUCACAUUGAAAAUAAGCCACUAACCAUUCCAAAAGACAUUGACCUUCAUCUAGAAACCAAGUCCGUUACAGAAGUAGAUACUCUAGCAUUGCAUUACUUUCCAGAGUACCAGUGGCUGGUUGAUUUCACAGUGGCUGCUACCGUUGUGUACCUAGUGACUGAAGUGUAUUACAGUUUCAUGAAGCCUACACAGGAAAUGAACAUCAGCUUAGUCUGGUGCCUCCUGGUUCUGUCUUUUGCAAUCAAAGUUCUAUUUUCAUUAACUACCCACUAUUUUAAAGUAGAAGACGGUGGUGAAAGGUCAGUCUGUGUCACCUUUGGAUUUUUUUUCUUCGUUAAAGCAAUGGCAGUUUUGAUCGUAACGGAGAAUUACCUGGAGUUCGGGCUUGAAACAGGGUUUACAAAUUUUUCAGACAGUGCGAUGCAGUUUCUUGAAAAGCAGGGUUUAGAAUCUCAGGGUCCUGUUUCCAAACUUACUUUCAAAUUUUUCCUGGCUAUUUUCUGUUCACUCAUUGGGGCUUUUUUGACAUUUCCUGGAUUACGGCUGGCUCAAAUGCAUCUGGAUGCCCUGAAUUUGGCAACAGAAAAAAUUACACAAACAUUACUUCAUAUCAACUUCUUGGCACCUUUAUUUAUGGUUCUGCUCUGGGUUAAACCAAUCACCAAAGACUACAUCAUGAAUCCACCAUUGGGGAAAGAAAGUGUCCCUUUAAUGACAGAAGCCACAUUCGAUACCCUGCGACUCUGGUUAAUAAUCCUGUUAUGUGCUUUGCGUUUGGCCAUGAUGCGAAGUCACCUGCAAGCAUAUUUAAACUUGGCCCAGAAAUGCGUAGAUCAAAUGAAGAAAGAAGCAGGCCGAAUAAGUACAGUUGAGCUACAGAAAAUGGUGGCUCGAGUCUUUUAUUACCUCUGUGUCAUUGCCCUGCAGUAUGUGGCACCGCUGGUAAUGCUGCUUCACACAACUCUGCUUUUGAAAACACUAGGGAAUCAUUCCUGGGGGAUUUAUCCGGAAGCUGUGUCUCCCUCGCCAGUGGAUAGCUUCCCUUCCAACUCCAUCUACUCUGAACUGCCGUCAGCUGACGGGAAGAUGAAGGUGACUGUUACACAGAUCACGGUGGCACUGAGCAGCUUAAAGACCAUCUUCACCCCUCUCCUUUUUCGAGGACUUCUGUCAUUUUUGACAUGGUGGAUUGCUGCUUGCCUCUUUUCUACAAGCCUUUUCGGGCUUUUCUAUCAUCAAUAUCUGACAGUGGCAUGAAUUUCAGUCAAAAACGGAUAUCCAAGUCACACUUUCAAUUCAGAUAUUUGUGCCCUUGAAGGGUUGACAAAAGAAGAAUGCAAAUACAAAGGAGAAAAGGAA
Molecule: messenger RNA, 2475 nt
Organism: Peromyscus eremicus (cactus mouse)
Lineage: Eukaryota; Metazoa; Chordata; Mammalia; Rodentia; Cricetidae
Gene: Tmem161b
Product: transmembrane protein 161B
Exons: 13
Coding region: 913-2373 (486 amino acids)
Source: RefSeq, a predicted model, not a curated record